This is a messenger RNA of Ictalurus furcatus (blue catfish), 3069 nucleotides long. It is a transcript of the gene urm1, whose product is annotated as ubiquitin related modifier 1. The transcript is spliced from 5 exons. NCBI's taxonomy places the organism in Eukaryota, Metazoa, Chordata, Actinopteri, Siluriformes, Ictaluridae. Gene Ontology annotation, molecular function: protein tag activity. The coding region runs from base 61 to 456 and encodes 131 amino acids. The record is from RefSeq and is a predicted model, not a curated record. Gene Ontology annotation, biological process: tRNA thio-modification; protein urmylation. Gene Ontology annotation, cellular component: nucleus; cytoplasm.
AAAAUGAUAAAGUCCGAGAUAAACAUCAGGGACAUCUAAAACAAUAACGAUAGUGACCAAAUGAAAAAGAUAAACGAACACUUCAGGCGCGUCGCAAAUUCGUCACUUCCGGUGAACGCGACCAACGAGUUCCGGUUUGAAGAGACUGUCAUGGCGGCGCCCAUAGCGAUACAUCUAGAGUUCGGAGGAGGAGCCGAACUCCUGUUUGACGGAGUCAAAGAUCACCAUGUGACACUUCCCAGCCAAUCAGAACCCUGGGACGUGAAGCAGCUGCUAGUGUGGAUUCAGAAGAACUUGCUGAAGGAGAGGCCCGAGCUCUUUGUGCAGGGAGAUUCUGUGAGACCCGGUAUUCUCGUAUUGAUCAACGAUGCGGACUGGGAACUGAUGGGUGAGUUGGAGUACCAGCUUCAGGACCAGGACAAUAUUGUGUUCAUCUCCACACUUCAUGGCGGUUAAUGGACUCUAAAAGAUCACAUACGUAUAUCUAUAUAUAUCUGUAUAUAAAUGUAUAUAUCUGUGUGUGUGUGUGUGUGUGUGUGUGUAUGUGUGUAUAUGUAUGUGUAUAUAUACAUACACACACACGCACCAUAUAUCCACGCCUUCAGUCUCGAUGCUCUGCGCUACCCAUCCUCCAUCCUCCAUCCUCUCGACCAAUCUGGUGAGCCCGUCUUGACUUGUUUUGAUUUUUUAGCCCAAUUAAACGGCACAUCAGUGGAACGCGGGUUGAGACAGGAUCGUCUCGGCGCUCUACCUGCCCCUCGGUUCGAUGGAUGGGGUCACAUCGGGGCACAUUCAGAGGUCAUUCCGUCUAGCCAACGUCCAGAUGGAUUCUCCAGAGACGUGCACCAAUCACUCACACUCUCGCCUCAAGAAACGGCAAAAUUUCCAUUUUCAUUUGAUUACGUCUGGACAUCCUUGGGUUUUUUUCCUCUUGUUUUUGAAAAAAAUAAAUGUGAUUUUCUUUUUAUAAUGGUAUUUUUCUGAUACUUAAAUGCUGUUUUAUUUUGUUUGGGGGGUGGACUAGUUUUAAUAAAUGCCUCAUCGAUUUUGAGGUUCAUGGAAAAAGUCAAAUAUAAACGCUGAAGUCUAAUACAUUUCGGCUGCCUGUCUCGUGCCUUCUAUUUCUGCCUGGGAUUGUCGACAUCGCCUUGACAUUUUAUCUCCUGUUUUUUUAAAGAAGAAUAUGAUAUGGGGGAUCUCCAGCUUAGGUUUAUCAUAAAGCUUUUGCGCCCAGUGUCGCCAGAUCAGGAUUUUUUCUUCCCUAUACAAAAUGGUUUUAUUUUUACCUACACAGGCCUUUAAACAGUGGCUUUGUGCAAGGGACAGAAUUUAGGAUGAUUUUGUUAGUGCCUUGUGUCAUGUUUAGAAAUAAUUUUUUGGAAUAUUUUGUUCUUUUUGGUCCUAUUUUUAGAUAUUCUUUUAUUUAUGUAUUCUUUUAUUUAUUUUUAGAAAUGACCAGACACAGUUUUUUGCAUUACAAAGCAAUAAGUGCAAAUUUAUUUGAAAAAUGUUUGGUAUUAUAAUGUUAUUAGGUAUUUUAGGUUUUAUUUAAUAAAUAAUACACGCUGAAAAGGAUAUUGGGUAUUGAUAUUUUAAUCUUUUAUAUAUAAUUUCUUUAUGUAUCAUAUAUUUUUCUGUAUUUUAUAUAUAUUUUAUACUGUUUAAAUAAUUCAUUCACAGUGUGAGAUGGUUUAUGGAGGAUCUGGCUCAAAACUGUCUCAAAUCUUUAAAUUCCGUUUUCAUCCCUUCUUUAGAUUAUAUAGCAUUAAUCCAGUUUGUUAUACAUUCACCACAGAGCUUUUAAAUCUUUUUUUGUUGUUGUUUGGAGCGUGGCAGGCCUGAUUUACAUCGCCACAUCCUACAGAAACAAUAGCAGUAAACAGUGCAUGGUCUUUUUUGUUGCAGAUUGAUUUUGAUCCUACUUUAAGACCCAUUUCCUGAUCCUGGGGUCCCCUGGAAUAUUCAUUAGGGGCGAACCCACGGGAUCCUCUGAAGAGUCGAUUUGCAACGGAAAACUGUAUGAUAAUAGUGUAGCCUAACUAUAAUACAAAUGCUAAUGAGCUGGAGGGAGAGAGAAAACACCCCAGUGUCAGUGUUUGAGUUGUGUGUGUGUGUGUGUGUGUGUGUGUGUGUGUGUGUGUGUGUGUGGCAGAUGAAGAGAGUAAACAUUGUUCUCCUUUGGCGUGACCUGUCAGGGAGGUCAGGAGUUAAAAUGGCGGCCGAUUAUUAAAGCCAGUUCCUUUUACGACUUUAAAAGUGAGGUUUUAAAAGUAAAAAAUUGCAUUUUUAUUAAUUUUUUUUGGAGUUUGCUUUCAAGCCGUAUAAUUCUAACUCAAAAAUGGACCUGCUUUUAGGUGACAUAAAAUAAGUCCAAUGUGAUGUGUCAACCACUGGCGAUCAGGAGGACGAGGAACGUCUGUGAAAUUGAUCUGCGCGAAAAAAUAACCACCAUCUUUGGACUAAAAUAGCAGGCUGGACGUCACAUCACUCGGUCACCUGUACGUGAAAUUAAUCUCAAUCUGCUCUGCUCUUGUUUUAGCCUCUCAUGCUGCUCAAUUAGCUUUCGUUGGCUCUGGUUUUUAGGCUAACACUUAAUCAUGUUACACAUCUUCUACCCUUGGAUGUAAGUAGAUGUCUAAGGUGAUUUGGGAGAGUCAAAACCCGUCAAACCCACACCGCUGGGCUUAUAAAGCUUAAACAUUCUGGUCAUGCAGGAAGCUGAAUGGCGUGUGUGACCUGCUAGCCUAUAGCAUCAAUCACGAAUACAACCACGACAUACACAUCUGCAGUACUAUGGGUUUUCCAAGUGAGAUCCAAAAGCUAUUAGUGUUCGGUGAAACAUAACCAACGCUCCAUGACGUUUCAAAAUGGCCGAGAUUGUGAUCAACUGCUAUCGUUGUUGUUAUUAUGGAUGUUAAUUGACUGGACAGUUGAAUUGAAUGGGUUUAAGCUAAAGUAUAAAUAUUGUCAAACUGAAUAUAACUGGUGUUUUAGUCAAUUAAAAAAAUUAACUUAAGGUAAAUGAUUUGGGUGAAAUAUUCAUGAAUAAUAAGCUUUAAUGUCUCGAAU